Molecule: messenger RNA, 2213 nt
Organism: Ostrinia furnacalis (Asian corn borer)
Lineage: Eukaryota; Metazoa; Arthropoda; Insecta; Lepidoptera; Crambidae
Product: delta(24)-sterol reductase
Exons: 10
Coding region: 274-1809 (511 amino acids)
Biological process (GO): steroid metabolic process
Cellular component (GO): membrane; cytoplasm
Molecular function (GO): Delta24(24-1) sterol reductase activity; FAD binding
Source: RefSeq, a predicted model, not a curated record
CAGCAUGACGUCUUUAAUUUCUUAACGAGUUCCGCAAAGUGAAGAGUUGUUUCUAUUUUAUUUUCGUUGCACGGGUCAAUUACCAUCCAGGCAAGCGAAUCUCACCACUAUCUUCAGAUUUUUACAGUUGAAAAUGCCCUUGUUACAUAAAAACUGUAAUCAUGGAUGGAUCCUAAGUCGUGAUAAUUCAGUAUGAGGGCAGCGAUGGUUUGAAAUACUCGUGUGUGUAUUUUAUAACGAUAUCUUGGACGAACGUUGACACGCAAAGGCAAAAUGACUUCGAUUCCAACCGAAUCGCUGGCGGAGUACAUCGUGGUGGAGUACCGAUGGGUGAUCGUGAUCCUGGCGCUGCUGCCGCUCUCGCUGGCCUGGAAGGUGUGGUCCACCCUCAGGAACUACGUGGUCUUCAAAAUGAACAGCGCCCCGAAGAUGCACGAUAAGAAAGUCAAGAGUGUGCAGAAACAGAUCAAAGCCUGGCUCUCAGGCGAUCGCAGCACGCAGCUGUGUACAGCUCGACCCACGUGGCAGACCAUGUCGUUCCGGCAGGGCGUCUACAAGAAGACAUUCACCAACAUCAACAUCAAUCUCGUCGAUGUGCUGGAGGUCGACACCAAAAACAUGACUGUCCGCUGCGAGCCUCUAGUGACCAUGGGCCAGCUGUCCCGAAGCUUGGAACCCCUGGGCCUGGCCCUGGCGGUGGUUCCUGAGCUGGACCAGCUGACUGUGGGCGGGCUCGUCAUGGGCACCGGCGUGGAGACCUCCUCGCACGUCUACGGGCUGUUCCAGCACAUCUGCCUGCAGUAUGAACUGGUGCUGGCUGAUGGAUCAGUCGUCACUUGUAGCAAGGAUGAAAACCCAGAUCUGUUCUAUGCUGUUCCGUGGUCUUAUGGUACUUUAGGGUUCCUCACUUCAGUCGUCAUCAAAGUAGUCCCAGCUAAAAAAUACGUUCGUCUCGAAUACCACCCUUACACCAAUCUGUCGGAGCUAUCACAGCGGUUCAGUCAAGAGUCUCUGGCGCAGAAGCCUCACCAGUUCAUCGAAGCCAUAGUCUACACCAAAAACACGGGGGUUAUCAUGCUGGGCGACAUGGUGGACGACGUCGGCUCUGAUGGGAAGUUUAACCCGAUCGGGAAAUGGUACUCCGAGUGGUUCUACCUGCAAGUUGAGAAGCAUCUGAACAGCUACAUGAAUGGCAGCAACAAGACAACCGUGGAGUAUAUCCCACUGAGAGACUACUACCAUAGACACACUAGGAGUCUCUUCUGGGAGUUGAAGGACAUAGUUCCUUUCGGCAACAACGUGAUCUUCCGCUACCUGUUCGGUUGGCUGAUGCCGCCCGAGGUGGCGCUGCUGAAGCUGACGCAGCCCGAGGCCGUCACCAAGCUGUACAACAAGGCGCACGUCAUCCAGGACAUGCUGGUGCCCAUCGAGUGCCUGGAGAAGGCGGUGAUGAAGUUCCACGAGGAGAUUGAGGUGUACCCCAUCUGGCUGUGCCCAUUCAAAGUGUUCAACGACCCUGGCCAGCUGCGGGUGAAGUCGGGGGAUUGGCAGAUGUUUGUUGACAUCGGCGUCUACGGCGUGCCCAAAGCGAAAGGAUACGAGACGGUGCCAUCAACUCGCCGCAUCGAAAGCUUCGUGAGCGAACACAGCGGCUUCCAGAUGUUAUACGCUGAUACGUACACCACCCGCGAAGAGUUCCGCCAGAUGUUCGACCACUCGCUCUACGACAAAGUGAGGGACAGCCUGCCGCACUGCAAGGAGGCCUUCCCAGAGAUCUAUGGCAAAGUUAAUAGGAGUGUUAGGAAAUAGUCUUAGAAAUAAACACUUUAUUACUUUACUUUAUCAUUCAAUCGUCUGGUGAGUUCUUAGUAUUAAUAAAAAGAAAAGAUAGCUGACACGUACGUCACCCGCGAAGAGUUCCGCCAGAUGUUCGACCACACGCUCUACGACAAAGUGAGGGACAGCCUGCCGCACUGCAAGGAGGCCUUCCCAGAGAUCUAUGGCAAAGUUAAUAGGAGUGUUAGGAAAUAGUCUAAGAAAUAAAUACUUUAUUACUUUACUUUAGCAUCAUUCAAUCAUUUGGUGCCUUCUUAGUAUUAUUAUAAAGAAAUAUAAAUACGUACACCACCCGUGAGGAGUUCCGCCAGAUGUUCGACCACACGCUCUACGACAAAGUGAGGGACAGCCUGCCGCACUGCAAGGAGGCCUUCCCA